AAAAUAAUGCAGCUGGUCACGUGCUCAGAAGUCAAACUUUUACAUAUUUAUACACCCUGCCUUCUCUUUCUUCUUCUGUAAACUCUUGAAAUCUGAAUCAACUUCUUCUAGCACUAUAGCAAUCAUGACUGGCAAAGAAAUCCUCCAAAAGAUGAAGGUGAAAGUUGGGCUUGGAACAUCAGUACCAGAAACAGGGAAAGGAAAAGGCAAAACAUCAAAACAUAUUACACAUGGCUUUCACUUGAUGAAAGGAAAAUCAGCCCAUCCUAUGGAAGAUUAUUUAGUUUCAGAAUUUAAAAAAGACAAGGACAAAGAAUUGGGUUUGUUUGCUAUAUUUGAUGGCCACUUAGGCCAUGAUGUUGCAAGCUAUUUGCAGAACCACCUUUUCCAAAACAUCUUGAAACAGAAUGACUUCUGGACUGAAACAGAAAUCGCAGUGAAGAGAGCUUAUCUUGAAACAGAUGAGAAAAUACUAGAACAAUCACUUGUCUUGGGAAGAGGAGGAUCAACAGCAGUAACUGCAAUACUGAUUGAUGGCCAGAAGCUUGUAAUAGCAAAUGUUGGUGACUCUCGAGCUGUUGUUUGUGAGAAUGGAAAGGCAAGGCAACUAUCUAUUGAUCAUGAGCCAAGCAAGGAGAAAAAAUAUAUUGAAAGACGUGGUGGUUUUGUCUCAAAUCUCCCAGGAGAUGUGCCUCGUGUAGAUGGACAGCUGGCAGUAGCAAGGGCUUUUGGUGACAAGAGCUUGAAGAUGCAUCUUAGUUCAGAACCUGAUGUGGUUGUACAGGAUGUAGAUCAGCAUAUAGAGUUUCUCAUUCUGGCUAGUGAUGGAAUAUGGAAGGUUAUGUCAAACCAAGAAGCAGUGGAUUCUAUUAGACAAAUAAAGGAUGCUCAGGCUGCAGCUGAACGCUUGAUUGAAGAGGCUGUUUCCAAGAAGAGUAAGGAUGACAUAUCCUGCAUAGUUGUGAAGUUCCAAUGACAUUGUACAAUGUGUGUAUCUCAGAUGAACAUCUUGUUCUUUUCUAAGCUGAAUGCUUUCACAAGUUCAUCAGAAUUGAUCACAUGUAUAGAUGAUCCAAUCAAACAUUUACUUUUUUUUAUGAAAUUCUAUUAAGCGCGUGUGUCUAAAUGAAUAGUUAUUGCCGCCA
Messenger RNA from Lotus japonicus, 1145 nucleotides. RefSeq names its product probable protein phosphatase 2C 58. Gene Ontology annotation, molecular function: protein serine/threonine phosphatase activity. The transcript has 5 exons. The record is from RefSeq and is a predicted model, not a curated record. Gene Ontology annotation, cellular component: cytosol; nucleus. Gene Ontology annotation, biological process: protein dephosphorylation. The coding region runs from base 125 to 976 and encodes 283 amino acids. NCBI's taxonomy places the organism in Eukaryota, Viridiplantae, Streptophyta, Magnoliopsida, Fabales, Fabaceae.